CCCGCCGGCCCCAGGAGCCGGCUGAGCCUGGCAAGUGUCUGGCAAGAGAUGGCCCGGGUUCCCGACCUGGAGGACGCCGCCCCGCGUGCGCAGCCCGCGCCCCAGCUGCCCCCGGCGGCUCGCGGGGUGAAGGCAGGUGAGCGCUCGGCCCGCGCAGCUCCAUCCCCAAAGGCUUCUCCUCGCGUGACCGUGGUUUCUUUAUCUUCCCUAAACCUGCAAUCAGAAAUGCGUGUAAGCAACGGCAACUCUUCCUCGGAAGAAGAGGACGCGGAGAACCCGGACGGCAAAGCCCCGGCCGCGGACCAGCGCCUGUCCCCGCGCAAAUCCGCGGCGCAGCUGAUGCGCGACAAGAAGCGGCAGGCACAGCGCACGCUGCAGUGGCUUGAAGAGAAUUACAUAGUGUGUGAAGGUGUCUGUUUACCACGCUGCAUCCUUUAUGCACACUACCUGGAUUUCUGCAGAAAAGAGAGACUGGAGCCAGCCUGCGCAGCUACCUUUGGGAAGACAAUUCGCCAGAAAUUCCCCCUCUUAACAACCCGAAGGCUUGGAACAAGAGGCCAUUCAAAGUAUCAUUACUAUGGGAUUGGCAUCAAAGAAAGCAGUGCAUAUUACCACUCCGUUUACUCUGGAAAGGGCCUCACAAGGUUUUCCGGGAGCAAGCUGAAGAAUGAGGGUGGUUUCACACGUAAAUAUUCUCUUAGUUCAAAAACGGGAACACUUCUUCCAGAAUUCCCUAGCGCUCAGCACCUUGUAUACCAGGGAUGUGUUUCUAAGGACAAGGUUGACACCCUCAUAAUGAUGUACAAAACCCACUGCCAGUGUAUCCUGGACAAUGCAAUCAACGGGAACUUUGAGGAGAUCCAGAAUUUCUUACUACACUUUUGGCAAGGAAUGCCUGACCAUCUUCUCCCUCUGCUUGACAAUCCUGUGAUCAUCGACAUUUUCUGUGUCUGUGACUCCAUCCUCUACAAGGUUCUCACAGAUGUACUCAUCCCUGCAACAAUGCAAGAAAUGCCUGAAAGCCUAUUAGCAGACAUAAGAAAUUUUGCUAAAAAUUGGGAACAGUGGGUUGUUUCAUCCUUGGAAAACUUGCCAGAAGCUCUCACUGACAAGAAAAUACCCAUUGUGCGGAGAUUUGUGUCUUCCCUGAAGCGACAGACAUCUUUCUUACACCUUGCUCAGAUUGCUAGACCAGCUCUCUUUGACCAACAUGUUGUGAAUUCUAUGGUUUCUGAUAUUGAAAAAGUUGACUUGAAUAGUAUUGGAUCCCAAGCUCUUACCAUUUCGGGCAGUGCAGACACUGAAUCUGAUAUCUACAGUGAACAGGAUUCCAUCACAGUGUUCCAAGAACUGAAGGACCUCCUGAAGAAGAAUGCCACAGUAGAGGCUUUCAUUGAAUGGCUGGAUUCCGUGGUGGAACAGAGAGUUAUCAAGACCAGCAAACAAAAUGGAAGAUCAUUAAAAAAGAGAGCUCAAGACUUUCUGCUGAAGUGGAGCUUUUUUGGGGCUCGAGUAAUGCAUAAUCUCACCCUGAACAACGCAUCAAGUUUUGGCUCUUUUCACCUGAUCCGAAUGCUUCUGGAUGAAUACAUUCUCCUGGCCAUGGAGACUCAGUUUAACAAUGACAAAGAGCAAGAAUUACAGAAUUUAUUGGACAAGUAUAUGAAGAAUACAGAUGCCAGUAAAGCCACCUUCACUGCCUCUCCAAGUUCCUGUUUCCUGGCCAACCGUAAUAAAGGGAGCUCAAUUUCCAGUGAGGUGGUGAAGAAUGAAAGCCACGUGGAGACAGCCUAUCUUCCUCUACCCUCCAGCCAGGCUGGAGGCCUGGGCCCUGCUCUGCACCCCUUCCCUGUUGGGGGCACGGACAGCAUGCAUCUUGCAGGUCAAAUGGAGCUUUCACAGAGCAGUGGUCCUUUGAUGACUCCACCCAUUUCCCCAGCCUUGGCCAGCAGAGGAAGCGUCAUCAACCAAGGGCCGAUGGUAGAGAGGCCUCCAAGUGUGGAUGCUGCGCUCCCAGUCACCUCUCACUGCUCCGUGUGCCCUGAGGCCAUUUACCCUGCUCUGCCCCAGGCCACCCAUGACUUCUAUGGGGCCAGCUCGAGCUAUCAGACUGUGUUCAGGGCACAGCCUAAUGCCUCCUCAGGACUCUAUCCUCGUUCAGAGCACGGCCGGUACAUGGUAUGGACGGAACAGCAGCUUUCCCGAGACUACUUCAGUGGCAGCUGUUCUGGGUCUCCAUACAAUCCCCGGCCAUCCUCUAGUUACGGGCCACCCCCACAUGCUCAGGAGUCGCACAGCAUGCAGUUUGUCAACACAGGGAGUUUCAACCUCCUGAGCAGUCCUGGGACUGUCAGCUGCCAAGGAGCAACACUGCCUUCUAAUUCUCCCAAUGGGUACUAUGGAAACAACAUUAGCUACCCCGAGCCUCACAGGCUGGGACCUUUCGUGAACCAGCACGUCUCUGUCAUCAGCAGUGUACGCUCUUUGCCUGCCUACAGUGACAUCCAUGACCCACUUAACAUCUUGGAUGAUGGCAGCAGGAAACAGGCUGGCUCCUUCUACUCAGAUGCAUCAACGUCAGCUUCCAACUUGCAAACCCCAAUUCCUUCCUCUUCAUCCCAGUGUAUGUAUGGAACUUCCAGCCAGUAUCCAGUGCAAGAAGCCCUGGACUCCCAUGGAGCAAGCAGUUCAGAGAUUGUGUCCUCUUUGCCACCCAUCAACACUGUGUUUAUGGGAACAACAGGCGGAGGUACCUAAACCAAUCGCACUGGAUGAAGUAGAAAUUUCAAACACUCCUGUGAAGGCUGUGAUGGAAAAGAAGGAAAUACCAGAGGUGGCAGCUGGAAAUGGUGGCACCCGUGCUACGGGGAAACUCCAUAGUAGAUGGCCCUGCUUGUGGUUUGCCUUGUGCACACAUAGCUUACAGUGUGAUCUCCUUGUUAAUCAUAGUUUGAAACACUAUCAAAUGAAAGCAGUGGAGAUUUGAAGAUAUGAACAUUUUAACUACCAGGAUUUACUAUUUUACUCUUUAAUUUAUUGAAAAUGUGUAUACUCCUUCUUCUUUGGUUUCUUAAAAAAAGUAUAUUUAAUGCCUUUAUAAUGCCUUUAAUUUAUUAGGCUCUGAGAAUCAUUGUUUACUAUCGCUUGUUUGACCAAAAGUCAAAAGUGUAUGUUCUACCUCCUAUGGAAAUGUUUACAAUGUCCACUUAAUUAAAUUCAGCCCAGACCAAAGGGGCUUGCCUCUCAAUUCCUGGAUACUAGCAGGAUGAUUCCUGUUACAUAGCAGUAGCCUAAUUCUGUGUAACUAAACAGAGAUGAUAGAUAUUUUCCCUCUAUCUAAAAAGAUAAGAAAUAAAUAAUG
Messenger RNA from Cavia porcellus (domestic guinea pig), 3361 nucleotides. It is a transcript of the gene Rfx6, whose product is annotated as regulatory factor X6. Gene Ontology annotation, biological process: regulation of transcription by RNA polymerase II. The coding region runs from base 49 to 2757 and encodes 902 amino acids. Lineage: Eukaryota; Metazoa; Chordata; Mammalia; Rodentia; Caviidae. The record is from RefSeq and is a predicted model, not a curated record. Gene Ontology annotation, molecular function: DNA-binding transcription factor activity, RNA polymerase II-specific; RNA polymerase II cis-regulatory region sequence-specific DNA binding. The transcript has 19 exons.